Messenger RNA from Theileria parva strain Muguga, 1137 nucleotides. RefSeq lists its product as uncharacterized. The coding region runs from base 381 to 1097 and encodes 238 amino acids. The transcript has 3 exons. NCBI's taxonomy places the organism in Eukaryota, Apicomplexa, Aconoidasida, Piroplasmida, Theileriidae. The record is from RefSeq and is a predicted model, not a curated record.
AAUAGAGUAAAUAAGUUAAAGUACUAAGAUCUGUUAUAUUUUUGAAGUUUCAUGCAUAAAUUAAUAUUUAAUGUAUUUUUAAUACGUAAUUUCAUGAAAAAAGUUAAAAAAAACUUGAAGAAAUACUAAAACGGAAAUGAAUUCAAAUCUGAAGAUGAUGAUCUAGAUAUUUUAAAUGAAGUAUAAGAUGAGGAAAGAUACAAAGCGCAUGACUGUAUAUAUACAAAUUUUUUACAAAGAUCACAAUCUGUUGAACGAAAUAAGCUUUUUAUAUUUAACAGAUUCAAUUGUUUAAUGAUAUAAAUUUUAGAAACAAAAUUGGUCCCCACAGUAUAGAUUUUUAUCAAUACGUCUUCGAAAUUACAUUCAAGAUCUGAGCGAUGGAUCUGGUGAAUCAGGUUACGGCCGGUGAAGCUGCUGUGGUCAAAGAUCCGGUUACUGAGGUGGUGCAUUUGUCUGACGUGAACUUGGACGCUCUCCUGGAGGACAUGGAGACGGUGUGCUCGCCCGAGACAUUGCUGGGUGUCUCAAAUGGAUUGCCCGAGAAACCAUCUGCGAAAAACUACUUGUGGUGCGCAAAGAAGAGCUCGAGCUCUCUGCAGUACCAGUCGACUAAAACAAACUCGAAGAUAAACAAAUCGUCUUAUAGUAAUUCGGACAGUGAUAUUGACUCCACCUGUGGAAUGGUGAACAUUCACAGCGACAGCAGGUUCAACAUGUGCGAAAACCCCUCAGAUCUCUGGUUCGGGCUGAAAAUGUCAGACGGCACUCCCGUCGUCAUCAACUCCCGAAACAAGAAUUUCAGGAGGCCUGGAGGGCCACGAAAACCGACUUUUCGUAACAAACACAGGCCCAGGUCCUUCAACGGUCCCAUCGAUUACUCCUCUGGUUUCCUAUCGAUUUCCAAAUAUAUAGGUGUUUGUUCUGCGAGAAGCGAGAUGUACUAUUCCGGGUCCUCUGUGCGCCGUCAGAAUCACGAUUUGAGUCCUAUUAUUAGGUCAAAUCACAGAAGCAAAGGCUUUUUUAGGAGGCCCAAUGGCCCGAGGUACAACUCGAAACUCCGCCAGGACUAUUUACCCAAGAAUAAUUCUUUAUAGAUAAUUUAAUUAGCUCUUGUUCAAUAUUUUAUCCACACUA